CAGAGAGCAUUCGGAGGGGCCGAAUCGUCUGCAGAUCCAUUUUUCCGUUGAACUAGCCUGAAUGGUUGGAGUGGUCGACUGUACUUGGAUGGUUUUGUGGUGCCUGCCAGUGUUGUGACUUGCCGUGGUGCUGCUUAAACCUGUCUUUCCCACCCUCGGUUGAGUGCGUCGGUCCCUGCCUGGAUCCUCAUUUUUAGUGGCUUGACUGUGAGGAGAAAGAAAACAACAGACAGAGAGAGACACAGAGACAGAGAUUCCAUUCCACAGUUUUGGGUGGCACAUGAAAAUCCCCUGAUUCAUACCCUGUUCCACUUCAGGAAAAGUGUCCGAGGGUGAUUGUCACAAGUGUUCCAGUUUUCAGCGACCAAAUAGAGUGUGGAACUUUGUCAGUUCUUCUACAAUCCCCGUGAGUUUGGCAUACAAGAGCAACAGAGCACAGCAGGUGAGGGAGGAUGUUCUGAAUAAGAUUGCCGGUUUCAAACAAGAACACAAGGCCAUCAAACAAUCAGCCUUGCCACCUUUUCUACAUCAUCGAAGGGCUUCCCACUAUGGAUCCGAGGAAAACGUUAAAUUUGUCAAUUCGAGGGUAGGCGUGUUCCUCCUCCGUCCCCAGAGACUAGUUCUUUCAUUCGAUCCCACCCGGCACAAAACCCAAUCAUCUUCUGAAGAUGAUUUUGAGGAAACACUCCAUAUCCUUGGCCAACUCUAAAGAGAUGCUGCAGAUCUUCCUAGUAUUAUUGUCCUCCCUCCAGGCUUUAGCCAUUGUGAAAGUUCCUUCCGGAAGAUUCAUUCAGAGUCCGCCCAGGAUUAUCAAGCAACCUCCCACAGAUGAACUCCUCUUUCAAGUCAAAUCUCGAGCGGAUGAGAAUGACAAGCCAUUCAUAAUCGAGUGUGAAGCUGAUGGAGAACCCGCUCCCUUAUAUCGGUGGAGUAAGAAUGGCAAGCCUUUCGACUGGCAAGUCUACGAUGACCGGAUAUCUCAACAACCUGGACGAGGCACCCUCGUGAUCACCUCCCCUCGAGACGAAGAUAUUGGUCAAUAUCAAUGCUUCGCCACAAACGAAUGGGGCACAGCCACGACAAAUUCAGUUUUUGUCAGGAAAUCCGAAUUGAACAACUUCAAGGAUGAGCCUCCAAAAACGGAAACCGUGGAAGAGGGUUUGCCCUUCGGAAUUGUGUGUUCAUCUCCGGAUGGUUGGCCGCCCCCAUCCGUCUACUGGAUGUUGCAGGGUCAAAAUUGGUUGAAAACCAUCAAUUCCUCUCGACUGACCGUUGACCCUGAGGGCGAGUUGUGGUUCUCCAAUGUGACGCGAAAAGAUGCUUCCGAGGAUUUCUUGUACGCUUGCUCCGCGGCUUCUUAUUUUAGAAACGAGUACAAGCUCGGAAAUCGGGUCCAUUUGCAAGUGAUCCAAUCUGGAUCCUCGGCUGGACUUCAGAAUAAACACGAGCCCGUGAAGCAGUACUGUAGCAAGCGAAACGAAGUCACGUACCGAGGCAAGGAGAUGAAACUCUGGUGUAUUUAUGGAGGUACACCCUUGCCGGAAAUACGUUGGAGGAAACAGGGUGGAGCACUUCCAUGGGGUCGAACCACUUUCGAUAAUUACGGCAAGACACUUGUGAUCAAACACGUGGACUUUGAAGACGAGGGCGAUUACACUUGCGAAGCCUCCAACGGGGUGGGGUUGGCUCAAUCGUACUCGAUUAACCUGAAAGUCCUGGCCAAGCCGAGGUUUUUGAUCGAGCCUGAGAUUCAGACUGCUGCUGAAGGGGAAGAAGUAACGUUCGAGUGCGAAGCCGACGGCAAACCAGAUCCCAGGAUCGUGUGGAUCCACAAUGGACAACCAUUGGUUGACAACGACAAUCCCAAUCGCUUUGUCUCGCCAUCCAGGAUCACCAUUAAGAAUCUGAAGAAAGGCGACACCGGUAAUUACGGAUGCAAUGCCACCAACGAAGUAGGCUAUGUGUACAAGGAUGUCUAUGUCAACGUCCUGGCCUUACCACCGGAGAUCACAACUGGCCCGGAGAAAAUGGCCCAAACCGUGGAUGGUAAAACAAUAACGUUAACCUGUCGGACCUUUGGGGCCCCAAGGCCCAUUGUGAAAUGGUUCCACGAUGAUGACGAACUCACGGGAGGCAGAUACGAAAUCACAACUGAGGGAGACUUGAUGAUUCGAGAGGUCAAGUUUUUCGAUGCGGGCGACUACUUGUGUAAUGCAACCAAUAAAUUUGGCUGGCAGAGUGCCAAGGGCUCAUUGGUGGUGAAGGAACACACUCGCAUCACUGGCAGUCCGCAAGAUUACGAGGUCGAAGCCUCGGAUUCAGCAACUUUUCGUUGCAACGCCGUUUACGACUCUGAUUUGCAUCUGGCCAUCAAAUGGCUCAAAGAUGGCGAGCUCAUUGACUUUGAUGUGGAACCAAGGUUCAUCCAAUCUUCGGAUCAAUCCUUGACUAUCACGAAGACCACAGAGUUGGAUUCGGGCCGAUACACUUGUCGAGCAGAAUCUGAUCUGGAUUUUGCAGAGGCCAGCGCAACUCUAAUCGUGCAAGACGUACCUAAUCCCCCUCAAUUACGAUGGGUGGACUGCAACGCAAAGGAUGCGACUGUGGUCUGGCAACCAAUGGGAGACAAUCGAGCUCCCAUCCUCACCUACAAGAUCCAAUACAAUACCUCGUUUACUCCAGACACUUGGGAGACUGCUACAGAUAUCGUACCUGCUACUGACACGUCGUUUAAAGUGAGCAUGUCCCCCUGGUCGAACUACACGUUUCGUGUGAUCGCUAGGAACAAAGUGGGAGAGUCUCUUCCCUCUGGUCACUCAAAGACCUGUCUAACUCCAGAGGAUGUCCCUUCCAAGAAUCCAGACAAUGUUGAAGGACGAGGAACGGCUCCAAAUAAUCUCGUUAUCUACUGGACGCCUAUGCCAGAGAUCGAGCACAAUGCUCCCAAAUUCAAGUACAGGAUUUAUUGGAGACAAGAUAAGCCCGGAGAGAGAUGGAAGAUUGAAGAUCUCGCAGAUUGGAGACUGAAAGAGAUAUUGAUUCCUAAUCAGCCCACGUACUCCAAAUACAAAAUCAAAGUGGUGGCACAUAAUCAGAAAGGUGAAGCGAACGUAGCGGCAGAAGAGGUUUUAGGAUACUCCGGAGAAGAUAUCCCAGCCGAAGCACCUACAUCUUUUGCUUUACAAGAAGUAGUUGGUCCUCGAUCGGCCAUUGUUUCUUGGGAAGGGGUUAACAAGGAUUCGAUCCGUGGAGAGUUUAAGGGAUACAAGAUCCAAACUUGGACUCUGGAAAGUGGAGAGGAGAAGUUCCGUGAGAUCAUCAUGAAAAGCGACUCCACGAGGUCUUUGGUCCAAUCAUUCAAGCCAUUUGCCACAAAUUUCGCACGCGUGCUAGCCUUCAACGGAGCUUACAACGGACCACCAAGCAACAUCAUUAGCUUUAAUACCCCAGAGGGCAAACCGGGUCCAGUGGACAUGUUGGAAUGCUUUCCAAUGGGCAGUUCAGCGCUUCUCUUGGCCUGGAAACAACCCCAAGAGGUCAAUGGUGUUCUAACUGGCUACCGCAUCUAUUAUCAAGAGGUAGACGGCACCAAACUCGGUCCUUUGUUGGAACGCGAACCCCGAAUCAUGAAGAACCGAACGGACAAAGCCAAGUUAGCGGGCUUGGAGGCCUAUUCAAAAUACCGAGUGACCAUUAGAGCAACCACCUCAGCCGGCGAAGGCAUGCCUUACUACACGGAAUGCGAUACCAACCCUCAAUCCGAUGAGCCUCCAAGUCGCCCUCGCUUCAAGUACAUCAUCAUGAAUGCCGAAAAUGGGUUCGCCCGUAUCAAAGUCACGUGGAUGCCUCAUAUUGAGGGGAAUCCAGGCUCUCACUUUUACGUUCAGUAUAAGAAGGACAUGGAGACCCAAUUCUUAUCCUCCAACGAGGAGCUGAAUGAGGAUAGCAUAGUGGUUCGGGGUCUCGAUCCCGACGAAACCUACGACUUCCGAGUGGUGGCCGUUGACGGCAAGCAUCAGACACCUUCACGAAUCCUUCCAGUCUACACUUACUCAAGUUUACCUUCCUCGGGGGCGUCCGGUUACGAGCCCAUUGCACACUCUGGCUGGUUCAUUGGCAUGUUGGCCGCAGUGAUCUUCUUGCUGUUGAUCUGCUUGGCCGUGUGCAUCGUUAAGCGCAACCGUGGCGGAAAAUACGCCGUCCAAGAAAGCGAGGAGAGGCAGGGGCGUCGUGAUCCCUACGACGAAGGCGGAUUCCCUGAAUACACGCAACCAUUGGACGACCGCCAUCUUGGAGGUGGCGGAACGAUGACCUCUGAUCUCAAACUCCCUCCAGAAUCCGACACCGAUAGUAUUGCCGAUUACGCUGAUGGAGAGAACACGGGUCGAUUCGAGGAGGAUGGAUCGUUUAUCGGUCAGUACGGAACGAUCCGUAAACAACAACUUCAACAACAACAACAACAACAACAGCAGCGGAUACCGCCCAAUUCAAUCCUCGCCCCUGGAACAUUUGUGUGACCAUGGUGAUCUGUGUUCAUGUCAAAAGAAUGAGUUUCUCAAUCUGCAGCACUGCCUCAUCAUAAUCAUCACUUCUUGAGCAUUCCGUUAUUCCAUGGAACUUCUCUGUGUUGUUCCAGAUUUGCCUUACGAGUAGAUGAGAGACAGACAGAAGAAUACCAGAACAAGUGCUUUUUCCACUGUGAUUUCCCCCCCUCCCAUGAAAACAAACAAUCUCUCAUUCUCUUUUGCUAUUGUCUGUGUUCUGUGCUUUAUGACGACAUUUUUGUACUCACGAUCCGUUCGUUCACCAACAACGGUGCAUAUGAAGAGACGCCCUGCCCUCCCUCUCCCACAACUUCACAGUAGUUUACAAUGGUCUCAAUUUUCCCUCAUUCGCACAGCACGGUCAUGGAUCGAAGGCAUUACGAUGAUUUCAUGUUGAAAAUAUAUUUGUAACUGAUGACUA
Molecule: messenger RNA, 4965 nt
Organism: Tigriopus californicus
Lineage: Eukaryota; Metazoa; Arthropoda; Copepoda; Harpacticoida; Harpacticidae
Product: neuroglian-like
Exons: 12
Coding region: 669-4517 (1282 amino acids)
Biological process (GO): axon guidance; cell-cell adhesion
Cellular component (GO): plasma membrane; axon
Molecular function (GO): protein binding
Source: RefSeq, a predicted model, not a curated record